This is a messenger RNA of Myxocyprinus asiaticus (Chinese sucker), 2254 nucleotides long. RefSeq names its product UTP18 small subunit processome component (gene utp18). The coding region runs from base 106 to 1659 and encodes 517 amino acids. Gene Ontology annotation, molecular function: protein binding. The record is from RefSeq and is a predicted model, not a curated record. Gene Ontology annotation, biological process: rRNA processing. The transcript is spliced from 13 exons. Gene Ontology annotation, cellular component: Pwp2p-containing subcomplex of 90S preribosome; small-subunit processome. Lineage: Eukaryota; Metazoa; Chordata; Actinopteri; Cypriniformes; Catostomidae.
UAUAGAAGAACACAUGUAAGACGCACGCGGGUUACAUCGUCGAGAAAGUUUUUUCUUUGUAAGUCUAAUAACUGCACGAUUGAUACUUAUUUACUCCUGGUCAUAAUGGAGUCGUCUGCGCCUUUCGUUAAAAAACACAGAAAGAGACCACUGAGUGAAGAGCCGGAUCCCGCGUAUGCUGUAUCGGAGCGCCUUAAACAGCAGAAACACUCAUCGCUGUGCACGACUCUGGGCGAAGAGGACGCGUCCGUUCGGCUGCUGGAGGAGCUCGUGUUCGGCGCGGAGGAGCAGCUGACGGAGCGACUGGCAGAGGAUAGCAGCACCUUACUGGAAGAUGACACAUGCAGUGUUUCAUCAGAGGAGAAUGAUGCAUGUCAUAAACAUCCUUCAAACAAAAAAGCUGUGUGGGAGGAUGAAGAUGACGAAGUGGAAGAAGAGGUUGAUAUGAUGCAUCGUUUUCGCAAGGACAUUAAAAAGAGUGAAGCAGAAGCCAAGAUAACAAAACAAAAGUUACAGCAGCGCUUAAAGGAACAAUUUCAGAAAGCAAUGGGCGGAACACCCGACUGGGCAGAAGUGACUGUGAGGAAGAGUCAUGGAAAAGAAGAUGAGUGUGAAGAUGAGGAUGAUAGUGAAGAAUUGCUGCGAAGGACUGGAAACUUUAUUGGCUCAUCAGAUAGCCUUCCAAAAGGAGUUAUUAAGAUAAAAAAGUGCUUGAAUGCCAAUAAUGAACGUCCAGGCGAUGAUCGGCUUACAACAGUACAGUUUCACCCAUCUGCUCAGAUUGUGAUGACAGCAGGUCUGGAUCACUCUAUAUCACUCUUUCAGGUUGAUGGCAAGAGCAACCCCAAAAUCCAAAGCAUCCAUCUGGAGAAUUUUCCAGUGAAUAAAGCUUCCUUUAGCACUGAUGGGGAACAUGUUGUGGCCACUGGAAUGAGGAACAAGCUCUUCUACAUCUAUGACAUGAUGGAAGGCAAAAUUAUCCCUGUGUCCACUGUCCGAGGUCUGAAGGAGCAAAGGGUGAAGGACUUUGAGAUUUCUCCAGAUGGAAAGCAUCUUCUCCUGUCUGGUUCCUCAGGAUAUCUCCAUCUAAUGACCACAAAGACUAGAGAAGUGAUAAGGAGUGUGAAGAUCAGUGGUAAUGUGUGUGCUGCAGCAUUCGCUGCCGACAGCAGUAAGAUCUUCACGAACUCUGAGGAAGGUGAGGUGUUCGUCUGGGAUGUGCGGACCAGUAAGUGUUUGAACAAGUUUGCAGAUGAUGGCUGUGUAAGAGGAACAUCACUUGCAUUGUCAAAAGAUGGCAUGUACCUGGCCUGUGGCUCUCAAUCUGGUGUGGUGAACAUCUACUCACAGAAAGAAUGCUUGCACAGUGUAGAGCCCAAACCUCUGAAGAGCGUCAUGAACCUGGUGACACCAGCAACCUCUCUGUGCUUCAACAACACCUCUGAGAUUUUGGCCAUUGGCUCAAGAGCAGACGAUGAGGCCAACCGAUUGGUCCAUAUUCCCAGUUUCACAGUGUUUUCCAAUUUUCCACAAUUCCGAAAGAAGACUAUCUUUCGAACCCAUUGUUUGGAUUUCUCCCCAAGGAGUGGCUUCUACUCUGUGGCCAAUAAUAAGGGUCAUGCACUGCUGUUCAGGCUUCUACAUUAUAAUGACUUCUAAAGAUGGACAGAUGGAUGUUUUUGAUAGCACCUACUCCUGACUAUUAAAACUGACCAUUAUACAAUUGUUCAAGUGAAUUCGUUAGAUUUUCAUGUCAUAAUAAAGACUGUCCUUAACAGUCUUUAGUGGAAUUGCUGUAGUGCUCUUGAGUGAAUAGCAGGGCUCAACCAGGAGGAAGUUGUCAAAAAGAGAUAUGCUUCAAAUGAUUCAAUUUAAAAAUAGUUCAGAUAAUAAAGCAACAAACACCUUCCAGUAAAUCAAAUAAUAGUUUACCACACUGAUUUAACCAAUUAAUUAGUGCAAAGCAUUCUCCAGGAUUACCUGUUUUCCUUUAAGUGGUCAAAUUCAGGACCAUGAACUGGGUCAUUCCUGUAAUGAAGAUCGUGUGAAUAUUGGAUAAAAUAUUAAACUUACAAUUGCUAAAGAUGGAAAUCAUGUUAAUUUUCUUGUCACAAUUUAGUGAACAUACAGUUCAGUUCAGUGGUGUGAUGAAUUCUGUGAUGUUUUGUGGUAUUGGUUUGUCUCAUUCUAAAAUAUUCCAUCCUGUUUGAUAAAUACUAAAUUGAUAAAUAUUGAUAAAAUUACAGAAAUCGGA